AUGGUUCGUUAUAUGCAAACCUCUAGACGUGGAACCAAACGAAAUUCUAAAGAAGCAGCUAAAUCCGAGUCGAAACGUUCAAGAAAGUCAAAGGCGGUUAUUGAUGAAUCCAACUCUUCCUCUCAGGAUUGGAGUGUGAAUACUUCGAACAUCCACAUCAAUCAACUUCCUUCACAUGUUUUGGUUUGUUAA
Meloidogyne enterolobii is the source of this 192-nucleotide messenger RNA. Lineage: Eukaryota; Metazoa; Nematoda; Chromadorea; Rhabditida; Meloidogynidae. The record is from the annotation of a GenBank genome assembly.